Molecule: messenger RNA, 1650 nt
Organism: Sphaerulina musiva SO2202
Lineage: Eukaryota; Fungi; Ascomycota; Dothideomycetes; Mycosphaerellales; Mycosphaerellaceae
Product: glycoside hydrolase family 47 protein
Exons: 4
Coding region: 1-1650 (549 amino acids)
Biological process (GO): carbohydrate metabolic process; N-glycan processing
Cellular component (GO): Golgi membrane; endoplasmic reticulum
Molecular function (GO): mannosyl-oligosaccharide 1,2-alpha-mannosidase activity; calcium ion binding
Source: RefSeq, a predicted model, not a curated record
AUGCCGGGACGCAACCGACGCGUCCGGCUGCUGGCCAUCGCCGCCUGCAUCAUCACCAUCUUCUUCCUGUACGAGCGGAACACAUCGAGCUCCUAUCUCUCGCCGAUUCCAGUUCACUGGAGUAAGCAGCCCGAGCGCUGGCCCGUUACGUCCACCAUUCAGCUUCCGACAGGAACACCGGUCCCCAUACCGCGCAUCCAGUCCGCGAAGAGGGGUGCUGAUGUCAAUCGUCUUCGAGCGAUCAAAGACGCGGCCAAACACGCCUGGAAAGGCUACAGAGACUUUGGCUGGGGCUUUGACGAGGUUGCUCCUGUGUCUGGCGUGGGCAAGAACAGUUUCAAUGGCUGGGGAGCGACCUUGGUGGAUUCAUUGGACACGCUGUGGAUCAUGGGUCUCAAGGACGAAUUCGAGGAUGCAGUCAACCAGACUUCGUACAUCGACUUCACCACGUCAUCCAGGAACGACAUUCCCAUGUUCGAAGUCACCAUUCGAUACCUGGGAGGUUUGGUUGCAGCCUACGACGUGUCUGGCCAGAAGUAUCGCGUCUUGCUCGACAAGGCCGUAGAGCUCGCUGAGAUCCUGUACAGCGCCUUCGACACGCCCAAUCGCAUGCCAGAGACGUACUAUUACUGGAAACCAACAUUCGCGUCGAAUGGGCACAGAGCAAGCACACGAGUUGUGCUCGCCGAGCUAGGCACACUGAGCUUGGAGUUCACGAGGUUGGCGCAAAUCACCAAGGAGCCCAAGUACUACGACGCAGUUGCCAGAAUCACAGACGCUCUCGAGGAAUGGCAGAACAAGACGAGGCUGCCGGGCAUGUGGCCGAUCUCUGUCGAUGCGAGCGGAUGUGCCAAGCCAGGACUCCGCGCGCCCGGCACGACUAGUGCGCAGACGUUCACCAUGGGUGGACAGAGUGACAGCGUGUACGAAUAUCUACCUAAAGAGUAUCUACUCCUCGGUGGACACCUCGACCAGUAUAAGACGAUGUACUUGAACAGUAUGAAGCCCACUAUCGAGAAAUUGAUGUUUCGUCCGAUGACUCCAGGCGAUCUGGACAUUCUCAUCUCUGGAGAAGUCACGAUUCAGAAUAACUACACCACGGGCGAAUGGUAUGAGACUCACACCCCCAAGGCCGAGCAUCUUACAUGUUUCAUUGGUGGCAUGUUGGCAAUGGGCGGCAAGAUUUUCAGUCUGCCAGAGCAUGUAGAGAUUGGGAGAAAGCUGACAGACGGCUGUAUCUGGAGUUACAACUCCACCACCACGGGAAUUAUGCCCGAAUCAUUCUUUGCUACCCCGUGUAAUAGCACGACAGAGUGCCAGUGGAAUGAAACCGACAAGAAGUACAUUCUCCGACCGGAAGCCAUCGAAUCCGUCUUUUACAUGUAUCGCAUCACAGGCGAGCAACACUGGAGAGAUGCCGGAUGGGAGAUGUUCAAGGCCGUGGAAGCGCACACGCGAGCAGAGUUUGGGCACUCGGCCAUUGAUGACAUCUCCAAAGCGCAUCCCGAGCAUGUGAAUGGUAUGGAGUCGUUUUGGAUUGCGGAGACUCUCAAGUACUUUUAUCUCUUAUUCGACGAGGAGGAUAAGUGGAGUUUGGAUGACUGGGUGCUUAAUACCGAGGCGCAUUUUUUCAGGCGGCCCAAGUCAUGA